AUACUGUUUGACAUUAGGAGUUGACUUUUUACUCAAAAGUAAACCUUCUAGGAGAAAAAACAGAGUAAAGCUUCGUAAACCAACCACCUCAGCCAUGGCGGAAGAAGGAAAAGAUGAAUGCCCAGUAGAAUGCCCGACCAAGCAAUCUCUUCCGUUUUUGGAGGUGACCUGUAAAAGAUCAGGGAAGAUAAGGCGUUUUGCUUAUGGAACAGAAGCUGGUUUUGCAGUGAAAUUUACAAAUAAGAAGUCUGAAAUCGAUGGCGAUCCUGGGAUUCUGUUGGCAUCAUAUGUAGAAGCUGUUAAAGAAGGGGAGGUCCCUGUGAUUUUUGGCCCGAAUGCUCCUCUAGUGGAUUAUGGUCCUGGUUGGAAGUUGCAGACAGUUCUUGAUGAAGAAGGUGGUGCAAAAGGAAGAAGUGCUACUACGAGAAGAGUACAUUUUGUGGAAAAGGUAUUAUUGGCUACAGAUUGAAUUCUUGGAAUUUAUUUUGUUACAUACAUUAGUAAACAUCAUACUUCAACAAGUUCCUUCUCUGGCUCCAGUUAGAUUUCCAAACCAAGUAUUUAUUCACUAUGUGGGAUCGGCUAUAUGAAUAAUGUAUUGCCAUUAUGGGUUGCCUUUUUAGUUGUCUGUACACGUUGCACUUAACCCUAGUACGGUUGAGCAUGUGAUGGUCUUUGUGAAGAGAGUAUAGUAUGACUUUGUGAUGCGCUCUAUGAAGCAGGGAGCUUCCUUAUAUUUAUGACAUAUUUCCAUGAUCAAUAUGAAGUACCGCAAAGUUUUGCACUGGUUGACUAUCUAACCAAACCAUCUUCUUUACUUUAAGUUUAAGAUCAGAAAUUCCAGCUCUGGACCAGCUGCUUAUAGGGUUGACUGAGUUUAGAGCUUUUAUAAUACUAAGAGGCAAGAUAGUAGUGAGUUCAUAUUUUAGGGAAGAGCCACUAAGACACAUAGGGGCUAUUUGAUCAUGUUACAUCUCUGUGAAGAAUGCUGCUUACCGAUCAUGGUUUGGCGUUGCCCCUAGAUACGUUGGAAAUUAGGUACAUCAACGGUUGUGGGAGAUCAGCAAGCUAUAAUAUUUGUGGAUUUAUAUAUCUCUUGGUGGCUAGGGUGCAUUCUUGAGGAAUAAAAUCAUUGAAUCCCUGCAAGCAAAAGUUCCUCGACUGUACUAGAAGUAAAAGACUUAGUUAUUUUAGCGUAAACUCUAUUAAAAGUUCCGCAAGUCUUUCUAAUUAUGCUUCUGAAUUAACUCUGAUGUGUAGAUGAAAGGUGAACAUACCUUGAAAACAUACACAACAGUUGCUUUGGUUAAAUUCAGAAAAAUUGAACUUAUGGUUACUGAUUUAUGAUGUUACAGUGUCCAAGUAAGUUUACUGGUUAGCUGGGGAUUCUUUUACUUCUACUGUUUAAUUAGCGCUGCUUUUAUCUGUGGCCCAAUGAAGUAACUUCUAUUUUCUCGUUAUAUGAAGAUCUUAAGCAUGUGUUCUGGCUGAUCUACACUAAAACAAAACACAUUAUUGAGCAUUUUGUUUAUGGCUGGAGUUAGCUAAUACAGUUCGAAUGGCUGAAUAUUUUCAGGACAUGAAUGAUUCUAAUCCUCUGCAGAAAAAGUCGCACUCAGCCAUCAGUUUCUUCUACAUUGGGAAGAUACUGCUCGCUUUUGUUCUCAUAUUUAUCAUUGGUGGAAUAUUCACAUUGUUUCUGGAAAACCUUCCUCAGCUCAUCUUCUAUAUCAACUCAUCAGUUUGAUUCUAUAUGUUUUUUCCAUGUCUAUAAAUUCAUGAUCACUUGUUACUGGAGAAUGUCAAGUCUACUGAUCGUAAACCCCUGCAUCAUUGUUUUCAUUGGUUGGUUACCACAACAGCAAAUUGAAUCCGGUUGUGGUUCUAGGGGUUUGAACAUAUGAUAUGUCAGCAUUGAAUUAAACAAACUUUUUUAUCCACUUUUGAAGGAGGCCUCCAAGUGUGGGAAGUUCAAGAGUUUUUCAGGGUCUCUUUCUUAUUGCUCUGUUUAAAGAAUAGUUGAAAAGCAGAACCACAAUCAAAUUGCAUUUCCAUCGCAUUAAGAGAGUAUGACUAAGUACUUCAAACAUGCCUUUAGGUAUGUAGCAAGUGCCAGGAAUGGAAUGUAACGCUAACUCUACCAUAAUUGAUUUGUCUUCCGAGUCCUGUUCAAUAAAAAAUAAGAAAG
Oldenlandia corymbosa var. corymbosa is the source of this 2188-nucleotide messenger RNA. The record is from the annotation of a GenBank genome assembly. NCBI's taxonomy places the organism in Eukaryota, Viridiplantae, Streptophyta, Magnoliopsida, Gentianales, Rubiaceae.